This is a messenger RNA of Nothobranchius furzeri (turquoise killifish), 1873 nucleotides long. The record is from RefSeq and is a predicted model, not a curated record. Lineage: Eukaryota; Metazoa; Chordata; Actinopteri; Cyprinodontiformes; Nothobranchiidae.
AAGAAGAAGAAGAAGCAGUGGCAACCAAAACUAAGAAUUUGGUUUGUAAUUGGAGAAAACCCAGCCAAUUGAAACAUAUAUGUGGACACCGACGUGUCUUCGAAAGGAGCCAAACUCUUAAUGUCAGCUGAAGAGAUGGCCGCCAGCUUGACAGUGCAGGCUGAGUCCGGUUACGCCAACGUAGUUUCUGCUGCGCCCUGCCAGUGUGACCCGCAGCAGUAUGAGACGCAGUACUCAAGGCUGCGCUCCUUUCUCUCAGAAACGGAAAUGUCCUGGGCUCAGGAGGUGAGCAGCCUUCUCUACCCACUCUUUGUCUACCUCCACCUGGACAUGGUGCGCUGUGGUCUGAAGGGAGCGAUGGAUAGUUUUUACACUCGCUUCCACAACACUUUUCUUUCGGAUAGCGAGCAGCGUGUUGUGAUAGAGCAGCUCCGCCAUGUUCUCACUGUACAGGAGGUUGCAGCAAACCCCAGAUUGAGAAUGUUUCUGGAACACAAGUACGUGGUUCACCUGACCGAACCGGCCUAUAGCUACCUGCUGCGUUACCUGCAGAGUGAGGAAAACAGCGCCCUCUGCAGGGUUCUCAGCACACACCUAGAGGUGGAGGUCACCGCCACAACACGUACAGACUACCAGUUGUACGAAGCCGCUGGUGGCUCCGUGGCCACGUCAAACUCUUCCUCCCGGGCAGGUGUAGAUAGAGCAGAAGGUGGAGAGGUGAUAGAGGUUCCUGCCGGGACGCCGCAAAACGAGUUGUUGAACACCGCGGAGGUGUCACCUGACAGCCGGCUGUUGGCUGCAGGCUUCGACAGCUCCACAGUCAAACUGUGGAGCCUCCGAGCUCGAAAGCUGAAGGCCAAACCGCAUCAGGCUGAUGUGUCCCGGAUCCACCUGGCAUGUGAUAUUCUAGAGGAAAAAGUGGAUGAGGAGGACAGCAGUGGCAGUGAGAUAAAGACAUUGAGGGGUCACAAUGGUUCUGUGUAUCGUACAGCUUUCCUGACCGAUAGCUCAGGCCUCCUCUCUUGCUCUGAGGACACGACCAUCCGUUACUGGGAUCUGGGCAGCUUCACCAACACGGUGCUGUACCAGGGUCACGCCUACCCAGUGUGGGACUUGGAUGUCAGCCCCUGCAGCCUGUAUUUUGCUAGCAGCUCAAAUGAUCGAACUGCUCGGCUCUGGACGUUUUCUCGCACCUAUCCGCUGCGUCUUUACGCUGGGCACCUCUCUGAUGUGGACUGCGUCAGGUUUCACCCCAACUCGAACUACCUUGCCACUGGCUCUUCAGACAAGACGGUUCGACUGUGGAGCACCCAGCAGGGUUCGUCCGUUCGCCUCUUCACGGGCCACCGCGGCCCGGUGCUGUCCCUCGCAUUCUCGCCGAACGGAAAGUACCUGGCGUCUGCUGGAGAGGAUCAGCGGGUGAAACUUUGGGACUUGGCAUCAGGGACGAUGUUCAAAGACCUGCGUGGCCAUUCGGACAGUGUCACCAGCUUGUCUUUCAGCCCGGACAGCAGCCUGGUGGCAUCGUCCUCCAUGGACAACUCCGUUCGUGUGUGGGACAUCUGCAACUCCCACACUGGGAUGUCUCCCGAUGGCUCGUCCAGUGAACUAGUGGGGAUGUACACUGGAAACAGCAGCAACAUUUUAAACGUCCAGUUCAUGUCCUGCAACCUGCUCCUUGUGACGGCAGCAGCCCAGGAGAAGGCUGAACCGUAGCCACUGCUGGUUCCACCUGUCCAGGUGUUUCCUACUCCUCUGUUUAUCAAACUGAAAAAUGAUAAAAUGUGUUAUUCACCUGAAAUCUCAUUUUCUAAAACUGGCUGAGAUGUUACGUUGAAUAAAUGUUGUCAUAUAAACCGGCUCGUUAAAAUUU